Messenger RNA from Hippopotamus amphibius kiboko, 8320 nucleotides. It is a transcript of the gene ARHGAP31, whose product is annotated as Rho GTPase activating protein 31. Gene Ontology annotation, biological process: small GTPase-mediated signal transduction. The transcript is spliced from 12 exons. The coding region runs from base 791 to 5149 and encodes 1452 amino acids. The record is from RefSeq and is a predicted model, not a curated record. Gene Ontology annotation, molecular function: GTPase activator activity. Lineage: Eukaryota; Metazoa; Chordata; Mammalia; Artiodactyla; Hippopotamidae.
UAUGUCCAGAGUUGCAGCGCAGCUCUCCGAGGAGCGCGUCCUCUCCCCCACCCCGCGCUCCUCCACCCACCCACCUACUUCCUCCGGCCCCAUACACACGCCAGCGCGGAGCUGCCAAAAAUUUCCACCCUCCGCCCCCCUCCCUAGCUAACUUCCUUCCCGCAUUUCCUGAGCUGGAUGAUCCUAGGGUUUGUAAGACAGGAAAAAAAGGAAGGCGCGAGGGCGGGCGCGAGAGACAGGAUGCUUGUGUUUCGUGCUGCCACCGCCGUCUGAAGGCAGGACAGCGCGCGCCGGGCGGAGGACCCGCGGCAGCCCCCCGGGCUGUCUCCGCGCCCCCCGCCGCCGCCGCCGCCGCCGCCGCCGGCUUCCCAGCGCUCUCGGCCACUCCCGGGCUUCUCGAAGGCGGACCGGAGAGCGCGCCCUCCCUCCGACGCGGAGGAGAACCCCCCCUCCCCCCACGACAGCGCGGGAGCCCGAGAAAGUCCCUGGGACUCCGGGCGAGGAAGUGACACUCCCGGCGCUGCCCGCUGCGCACGGCCUGCGGCACCGCGCGCGGCCCUGGACGAGCGCGCCGUGGACUUCGGGCCCCGCGCCCGCGCCGCGGGUUCCGGGCUCCGCGCCCCGCGGGCUCCGUGCGCGCUGCCCCGGGCCCGGGCUCUUCCCCGCGCCCAUGCGGCCCCCCAGCGCCGCGCCGCAGCCACUGAUCUGACCUCCCCCGGAGACCAUCGCAGGCGCGGGGCCAAGCAGAGGGGAGGGGGAGACGGAGGGGCAGCCUCUUCGGGACUGACUCAUGAAGAACAAGGGUGCCAAGCAGAAGCUGAAACGAAAGGGAGCCGCCAGCGCCUUCGGCUGUGACCUGACGGAGUAUCUGGAAAGCUCGGGACAGGAUGUUCCAUAUGUAUUGAAGAGCUGUGCAGAAUUUAUAGAGACUCACGGCAUUGUGGAUGGAAUUUAUCGGCUUUCGGGAGUCACCUCAAACAUACAACGGCUAAGGCAAGAGUUUGGCUCAGAUCAAUGUCCAGAUCUGACAAGGGAAGUGUACCUCCAGGACAUCCACUGUGUAGGCUCUCUCUGCAAACUGUACUUCAGGGAGCUGCCCAACCCCCUCCUGACUUAUGAGCUCUAUGAGAAAUUCACGGAGGCGGUGUCGCACUGCCCGGAAGAAGGCCAACUGGCCCGCAUCCAAAAUGUUAUCCAGGAGCUCCCCCCGUCCCACUACAGGACCUUGGAAUACCUGAUUCGACACCUGGCCCACAUCGCCUCCUUCAGCAGCAAGACCAACAUGCAUGCCAGGAACCUGGCCCUGGUGUGGGCGCCAAACCUCCUCAGGUCCAAAGAAAUUGAAGCCACUGGUUGCAAUGGAGAUGCUGCCUUCCUUGCCGUUCGGGUCCAGCAGGUGGUGAUUGAAUUCAUCCUGAAUCAUGUGGAUCAAAUCUUUAACAACGGCGCACCCGUGUCUCUGGAGAACGAUGAAAACCGGCCCAUCAUGAAGAGCCUGACCUUGCCAGCCCUCUCCCUGCCCAUGAAGUUGGUGAGUCUGGAGGAAGCUCAGGCCCGGAGCCUGGCUACCAACCAUCCUGCUCGGAAAGAAAGGAGAGAGAAUAGCCUGCCUGAGAUCGUCCCUCCCAUGGGCACCCUCUUCCACACUGUCCUUGAGUUACCAGACAACAAAAGAAAGCUCUCCAGUAAAUCAAAGAAGUGGAAAUCAAUAUUUAACCUGGGACGUUCUGGCUCAGACUCCAAAUCAAAGCUGAGUAGAAAUGGGAGUGUAUUUGUGAGAGGACAGAGGCUCUCAGUGGAAAAGGCUACUAUCCGACCAGCUAAAAGCAUGGACUCGCUGUGCUCAGUGCCCGUGGAAGGGAAAGAAACCAAAGGAAAUUUCAGUCGAACAGUCACCACUGGUGGAUUUUUCAUUCCAGCGGCGAAAAUGCACUCUACUAGCACUGGCAGCUCGUGUGACCUCAGCAAGCAAGAGGGCGAAUGGGGCCAGGAGGGGAUGCCGGCGGGGGCGGAAGGGGGCUUUGACGUGAGCGGUGACCGAAGCCAGCUGCAGGGCGCUCAGGCCCGGGCCCCACCUGAGCAGCUGAAGGUGUUCCGACCCAUCGAGGACCCGGAGAGCGAGCAGACAGCCCCGAAGAUGCUGGGUAUGUUCUACACCUCAAACGACAGCCCCAGCAAGUCUGUCUUUACCAGCAGCCUCUUCCAGAUGGAGCCCUCUCCCCGUCACCAGCGCAAGGCCCUGAACAUCUCCAAGCCCUUUGCUGUGUCCGUGCCACUCCGCGUGUCGGCCGUCAUCAGCACCAACAGCACCCCAUGCAGGACCCCCCCAAAGGAGCUACAGUCUCUUUCCAGCCUGGAAGAGUUUUCUUUCCAGGGCUCAGAGAGUGGAGAGUGGCCCGAAGAGGAGAAGCCACUGGGAGCUGAGACUUCCACAGCAUCUGUACCUAAGAAGGCAGUUCUUGAAAAUAACAAGCCAGGACCCGAGGCAGUGAGAACACUGGAAUGCAGCAAAGGCCUUCCCCUGGAGCCAGGCGCCCAACUGGAGAAGAAAACCUCAGAAAGCUCCCUGGGCUCUCACCAUUCAAGUGAAUUAGAGAAGAAGUUGGAUGCAGAGAACGAGGUGGAGGAGGGAGGAGAGACUGACCAGGUGGAGUCCAGUGCUCUGCAGGAGAGCCCCGGGGCCCGUGCCGAAGCAAUAUUUCUCCAUGAGCUGGAUGAAGAUGAUCUGGCCAACGCCCUGAUCUGGCCUGAGAUUCAACAGGAGCUGAAAAUCAUUGAAUCUGAGGAGGAACUCUCCUCCUUGCCACCACCUCCUCUAAGGGUCAGCCCAACUCAGCCUACUCUUGAGGCUAGUCAGGGGCCUUUUGCUUCCCCAGAGUCUCCAGGGAGCUUGCCUUGCGGCUCCGCCCCAGCGCCAGUGUCUGCCCCUCUGGAGGCGUGGACUAAGGAACCAACCAAUCAGAGCACAGAGAGCGCCUCUGAAGCAGCCAAUAGAGAAAAGCCGGAGACAACUGGCAUCCGCCAUCCAUCUGAGCUGGAACAGGGCCAGCGCCCAGAACCCGGCAGCCUGGCUCCUCUGGAAAUAGUUCCAUUUGAGAAGCCUUCUCCACAAGCAAGGGUGGAGGUGGGCGGCCCGGGGAAUCUGUCUCCCCUGCUCCCGCCUGCUGCUCCUCCUCCCACUCCUUUGGAGGAGGUGCCUCUAGUCCAGCUGUUGAAGGAUGGCUCGGAGGCAGAAGACUCCUCCGGGCAUUUGAAAACAAAUCCAUAUACAGACCAGCUGAAGUCCAAAGGCAGCCCUGGGAUCCCCAGUCUGUGUCAGCGAGACGAGCCCUCUUCAGAACAAAGUGAAAAGCAAAAUUCAAAGCAUGCUGCUUCUGAGGGCAAAGGCUCUGGCUUCCCAAGCCCAACCAGGGAGGCUGAGAUUCCCCCACAAGGAGAGGAGGAUGUUGCCCACUCAGUACAGGAGCCCUCAGACUGUGAUGAAGACGACACUGUGACAGACAUUGCCCAGCACGGCCUGGAGAUGGUGGAGCCCUGGGAGGAGCCUCAGUGGGUGACAAGUCCCCUGCACUCGCCCACAGUUAAAGAUGUACAAGAGGCCCAGAUGCAGGGCCCCCAGGGCCACCUACUAGAGAAGAGGCUUUCCCACAGGCCCAGCCUUCGCCAGAGCCGUUCUCUAGAUGGCAAAACCAUGGUUAAGAGCCAGUGGACUCUUGAGGUUUCCUCCUCCAGCAGCUGUGCUAACCUUGAAGCAGAGAGGAAUUCCAACCCUCUGCAGCCCGUGGCACCCAGGAGCGAGAUUACUGGAUGGGAUGAGAAAGCUAUGAGGUCAUUUCAAGAGUUCUCUGGCCUGAAAAGGACAGAGGUUCCUCCCAACCAGAAGGGACCAGGUGGUUUGCAGCCCACAUCAGCAGAAUCCAGCCCUGUCAGUCAAGCGGAGGGCAAGGAACUGGGAACACACCUGGGGCCAUGCACCCCUCAAACUGAGCAAGGUAGUGAUCCUGGGCCAGAAAGCAGCAAGGAAAAGUCACCUGGUGCGCAGGACAGCACCUCACUUGGAGAGCAGACCCCAAAGUUACAGCUAAAGAGCACUGAGUGUGGGCCCCCAAAGGGGAAAAAUAGGCCUUCUUCUCUCAACUUGGACUCUGCCGUUCCCAUCACUGACCUCUUCCGGUUUGAGACUAUGGCCUCAUUUGGUUCACCUGGAAUGCAGCUCUCUGAGGCAGGAGACCCAAAGGUCACAUGGAUGACCUCAUCUCACUGUAAAGUAGACCCCUGGAGGGUUUACUCCCAGGACUCUCAGGACCUGGACAUUGUUGCUCAUGCCCUGACGGGCCGCCGUAACUCUGCUCCUGUGAGUGUGUCAGCUGUGAGAACCUCCUUCAUGGUCAAAAUGUGCCAGGCCAGGGCGGUCCCAGUCAUCCCACCCAAAAUUCAGUACACCCAGAUCCCACAGCCCCUGCCCUCUCAGAGCUCAGAGGAGAGUGGGGCUCAGUCCCCAGAGAGGAGCCAAGAGGAACCCAGCUCAACUGGCGGGACCUCUCGGAAACUUGCCAAAGAUGAUUCGCUCUCCUCCUUGGAAAGCCCAAAGGAAGAGAAACCAAAGCAAGAUACAGUAGCUGUUGAAUCCUUGCCAAUGGAUGCCACUGCAUCUUGCAUGCACGAGGGACCCACCCUUUCUCCAGAACCAGGUUUGGCUAACCUGCUCUCCACUCAGGAUGCAGUAGUGCAAUGUAGAAAGCGCACAUCAGAGACAGAGCCAUCUGGGGACAACCUUCUUUCUUCAAAAAUAGAGCGACCAUCAGGGGGUUCUAAGCCUUUCCACAGGUCAAGACCAGGAAGACCUCAGAGCCUAAUCUUAUUCAGUCCUCCUUUCCCCAUUAUGGACCCCCCGCCCCCUUCAUCUGCAAUGACAGAUUCCAAGGUCCUGCUGUCCCCUAUCAGAAGUCCCACCCAGACAAUAUCCCCUGGCCUUCUUUGUGGGGAGUUGGCAGAAAACACAUGGGUCACACCAGAAGGGGUUACACUUAGGAAUAAAAUGACCAUCCCUAAGAAUGGCCAGAGACUAGAGACCUCAACAAGCUGUUUUUACCAGCCCCAGCGCAGAUCAGUGAUUCUGGAUGGAAGAAGUGGGAGGCAAAUAGAAUGACAUCAGUUCACCUGCUGGUGUCUGAGAAAAUGUCAUGAUUCAUCUGGAAGUUAUUACAGAGGCAGCUUGCCUUUAUUCCAGGCAGAGGUUAUCCAAGUUUGGGCUUAUUUUGGCCUCUUCUCUUUCCUCAGCCUUUUGACCAUUUAUUAAUUAGAUCAUUUGCCAGAAGAGAGGUCAAGGGAAGGACCAAAAGUUGACAUUCAAGUAAGCCUAUGUGAGCAGGCAGGGAAAGGUCAGGUAAGCGACAGGAUAAAAUGCUGGCCUCCAGUGCUAUUUGGGGCUUAUAAGUUGCAUACUGCCCCACUGCCAUUAUCUAGUACUGUUGAGAGCUGGAUGUGAUAGUGUCUUUUGAAAGAAAGAGAAAUCCUUUGCCUGUGUUGGAAAAUGUUGCUGUUGAGGUUUGAAGCCCUCCUAUUUACUUCAUGCUUUUUAAUGCUCUUUAAAGCAUGUGUUCUUUUAGACCAGUUUUCUGAUAAGCUUUGUAAAAGUGUACUAUCCAGAGUGGCAGCAGGUUUGGAAAUGCAAACUAAUGUACACUUAGCUAUCCAAGUGGGUGAAUUUACCCAUGCUUUCCCUGUAAUCCCUGCAGACCUGUCCCAGUUGGCUCUAUAUACCAGCAUAGAAAAUCAGAACCUAUACUCAAGAGCAAACUCUGAGAUUGGCACAAUCCAAGAGGACUUUCUGACUCUGGCUUUUAUUAAUAUGGGACUCCAGCUGCCACUCUCCUGCCCUCUGAUUUAUAAAUCUAGUAGUCGGGCAGGGUGAGGGGCUGAGCUGAGGGUUACCUCAGUGAAAUGUGCUAAAUCUUCAUUUAGGUAUGAGAUAAAGUGAAGUGAUCUGCUCUCCUUCCAAUAUGAGAGUUCACGAACAGUAUGUCAUCAUAGAGAAAAGCCUCACACAUAGACAGAAGUACACUCCAAACGUUGUGUUUAAAUCAGUGGGACACUCGCAGGAAACACCUCUAGCUGUUUCACUCUCCUUCCACACUAGGCUGGGACUAGAGUACAGGAGAGGAUAAGGGGGGAGCCCUAGGAGGAGAGGGAAGAACGCUUGCAGGGUGGCCAUCAUCCCGCUUGGUGAAAGCUGCCCUUCUUGAAAAUGUAUUUCAUUUUAGCCAGUGGGUGCCUUCCUCCCUCCCCUCCCCCUCCAUUGGUCAAGAGCAGAUUUGAGGCACUCCUCCCCGUCCCGUAAUCCCCCUCAUCCAGCACCCACCCCAGGCACUCAGACUUGCUCUUCUCCUGUCUAUAUGCAAGCAGAAGCAAUAAACCAAUCUGAUUUUAUUUCAGUUAUUUAGAACUUCAAACGGUUCUUUCCUUUUCAGCUGGAGAGAGGAAGGAGAAUUAACAUGACUUGCUGGCAGAUUUUUGGUGCUCUUCCAAAAAGGCCUUCACAGGAGCCCUUCUCAAGGCAAAACCCAUCAGGGUAGCUACACUUUCAGACCUUCUAGGACAACUGUCUUGUUUGAGAAACAAAGACAGGACCUAUUUUUAGCCCGGUGCACCUCUUCUCAGGUUCAAGGCUGGCUGAACUCUGUCCAGGAGCUCAGUCGCUGCAGACAUUUCACUAAGAGCUAGCAGUACCUCUGGGCAGACCUCACAACCAAGGCUGGUGCUGGGCUGGGUAGGGGCUGCACUGAAGUUACCUCCUCCAGUGAGAAACUGGAAGCCGAUGCCCUGCAACAGACACAUAUUCCUCUCUCUCCUUCCCUGAUAAGCCUUACAGAGAGUUUUGAAAUCUUGUCCUAUGCCUUUUAAGCCAGUGUCUAUGACAGAGGUAACUGGCAGGUCAACUGAUGAGUUCUGCUCUCAGAGGGCACUGAGGGAGCCAGGGGAGCAAUUGAAUAGGCCUUUGGUCAGUGUUUUUUGCAUUGGGUGAGCAAGACCUAUUGGACCAACAGCCAAUGGGAUGUAAACCCAUAAGAAAAGUCCUAAGGUAGAGCAUAUCCCCCCUAGGCGAGCAAGGUGAAAGAAUACACUGGUGCCAGAUGAGGAAGGCCGUGUUCAGGAGACUUGAAAAGUGCAUUUCUGCCUUAUCAGAAAAUGUGGCAGACAGGCUUUAUGUCAGUCUCACUACACUGUGGUAUCUACGCUUUUGAUAAAGACCAUGUUAGGAUGUGUGAGAAGGAGGGCACCGCACUUUGCUUCACCAUCAGAACGCUGAGCCGAGUAAUGAAAUAUUUAACCUAUCUUAUGAUCAUUUUAAAUUUGUGUUUGUAAGACUUAGGGGAUAUAUUUUUAUUUGGGGAUAGACUGAGAAGCCACCAUUUACAUAUUAACAAGUGAGUUAAACUGGAGGCACCUACGAAGAUUUAUUAAAUGGCUGCCAUGUUCCUUAGACUCUGACAUCUUUCAUUUGUAGCUCAUUUUCAGGAGUGUGAGUGUGUGGAUGUCAUCAUAAGGUGACAACUGUCUGGAGAUAUUCCCUACUCUGAGCUUGCUUAGCCAAUCAAUCCAGAAGGCCUUGGAAGCAGACUCACCUUCUUGGUCAGUGUCUUGCUGCAAAAGUGUGGACCUCUCCAUAAACUUCCUGUGAGCUGGGGCUAGCCUGGCACUGAUGAAAUUCCAUUCCAUGACAAGGAAAACUCAUUACAUUUCUCCCUUGAAAUUGUUCCCCCCAAAUCUCCUGAGAGUACCUAUUUGGUCAUCCACUUGGGACUGAAAAAUGAACCCCCGGAGAACGGCUGGAUGGAAAUCAGACUGCCUGAUUCCAUCUAGGGGAAGGAGGGAAGAGGUUUAUAGGAGGAUCUACAUGGUGCCCUAGAAAGGGCCAUAGAAACAAAUUCUCAAAGAGUGCUUUCAAAUCAACUAUUGGUCCUCAAAAUGGGGGUGGCUGAUUUUAAAUGUUGAAUUUAAAGUGAAAUACAUGCACACUCUAAUGUUUCUUUCAGUGUUAAUGGUUGCUUAAGAAGAUAAUAACCUGUAUUUAUUGGCAAAAUGGCCCUCCCAGGCCAACUUUUUUUUUUUCUUUUUUUGCCAAAGUGUACCAGGUAGAGGGAAUUUUUUAUUCUCUGCUUCAAGUGGAAUAUGAAGAGGCGUGACCAAAAACUCCAUUAAGACACUGUUAGCCUAAUCUAAGCUCUAAAAUUCAAAAUAUUGGCCAAGGCAAAAUUCUGAAUUCUGGGAAGAUUAAAAAUGUGAACAUUAUCAUCCUCAACAGACAAUAUUUAUUGAG